CCGUGAAUAGCUAACUGCAAUGGAUUGGGCCCAGUCGUGUUAGCCCACUUCCACCUUCGACUAGUUUCUUUCUCCCUAGAAGACAGCUGUUGUUCUUCGAAGCUGUUCUUCUCCAGUCCAUUGCCCACGACUUGAGAUUGGCCUCCAAAACCUUUAGCCCAGUGCCCGCCAUCAUUAGCUUCAAGCUCGCCUGCCUUGGCUUCACUGUGCUCGAAGGUUUUCGCCGGCGGCAACGUCGGCAAUAGCCCCAUUGCCAGUUCUUAUCGUUGGAGGAGCUCGAUCGUUGAGCCCCAUAGUCAGUUACCGCCGCCCCUUGCGUCUCCGCCAUUGCUCGCCGCCGUCGUUUCAGGUCGCCGAUCUUCUCCUUUCCCUCUGCUUCUUCCCUCAAUUGAAGACACUCUCCCUGCAGUCUCGCUCUACUUCGCCAGCCACCCUCGCUCUCCAAAUUCGCCCUAGGCUUCCGGAAGUUGCAUUGCAGUUCGCAAAUUAAGCAGAGGGAAAAACCGAACAGAAAGAGAUGUUCUUUCUGAGUCUGAUAGAGCACAAACUGCGGUUGCCGCCUGAGGAUCUAUCCCUUCCUCUCCCCAAAGGCAUUAAGAAAGUGCUUGAUGGCAUCUUCUUAGACAAGGUUAUCGCGAACUUGGGACUCUGUGUGUCCAUCUAUGACAUUAGAAAUAUAUCUGGUGGCUUCAUUCAGGCCGGAGAGGGUGCUCCAACCUACACUGUAGAAUUUAGAAUGGUGGUGUUCCGGCCUUUUACAGGAGAGAUUAUUGUUGCCAAAAUUAUAGAAUCCGAUAACGAUGGUCUUCGCUUAUCACUUGGAUUCUUUGACGAUAUCUAUGUGCCAGCUCAUCAGCUUCCGCAACCAUGCCAUCAAAUUCCGGAUCCUGACCGCAGAUAUAAAGUCAGAUGGAUAUGGGAAUAUGACAUCGAAGAUACAGGAAACCCAGAACAGUAUAACAUCGACGGCUUGGAUGAGGUUAAACUUCAGGUCCUGAAUGUGAGCUUCCCACCACUUCCAAUUGAGCAGCAAGAGAAGCCUUUUGCUCCCAUGCUUGUUACUGGAUCAAUAUCUGAAUGUGGUUUGGGGCCAGUUUCAUGGUGGUGAUUAGAAGGGUUCAGAAGUUGAAGAAACAAAGGAUUGCUUUGCUUUGAGGGAGGUCAACAGAAAGUGUUAGAGAGUAUCAUGUUCUUGGGACUUAUGAUCCAGGGUUGUUUCUGUCUAGGUUGCCUUUGCAGGAAGAUUGGAUGGCCUAGCCUAAUGUCAUUAGAAUGUGCUAAGUAGAAACUGUGCAUAAAAACCGAGAGAAUGCUAGUGCUGGCCUGCUGGGCAGAGUUGGAUUAGGGUCUGAGCUGAACUGAAAUUUUGCAUGAAUCAUUGGUCCAUCGCGAAAUUUGGUAACUUUCCUAGUGGGCUGCUGAGGUGGCAAAGUAAUUUUUAGGUGAAUGCAAUUUAGUAGCCAAACAUUUCAUUUGCCGCAAAAUAAUAAUCAAACCUAUGGAAAUAACAAUUUAAUAACAUUUUUUGGACA
Molecule: messenger RNA, 1532 nt
Organism: Linum tenue
Lineage: Eukaryota; Viridiplantae; Streptophyta; Magnoliopsida; Malpighiales; Linaceae
Source: the annotation of a GenBank genome assembly